Molecule: messenger RNA, 852 nt
Organism: Plasmodium berghei ANKA
Lineage: Eukaryota; Apicomplexa; Aconoidasida; Haemosporida; Plasmodiidae
Product: prohibitin 2
Exons: 1
Coding region: 1-852 (283 amino acids)
Biological process (GO): mitochondrion organization
Cellular component (GO): mitochondrion; membrane
Source: RefSeq, a predicted model, not a curated record
AUGAAUAACUCUCAAAACUUUGACAUACAUAACUUGAGAAAAAUAGGGAAACUUGGAGUAACUGUAGGAACAAUACUUGGUUUAACAUCAUUUGGUAGUUGGUUACUUAACAACAGUUUAUAUAAUGUCGAAGCAGGAAAAAGAGCAAUAAAAUAUAAUAGACUAUUUGGUCUAUCAAAUAAAAUAUAUGGUGAAGGAACACAUUUUUUAAUACCAUAUUUUGAAAGAUCAAUUAUUUAUGAUGUUAGAACAAAACCAAGAGUAUUAAUGUCCUUAACUGGUUCAAGAGAUUUACAAAUGGUUAAUAUAACAUGUCGUGUAUUAUCCAGACCUAAUGAAUAUAAAUUAGUUGAAAUUUAUCGAACCUUAGGUAAAGAAUAUGAUGAAAAAGUAUUACCUUCUAUUAUUAAUGAAGUAUUAAAAAGUGUAGUAGCACAAUAUAAUGCCUCUCAAUUAAUUACACAAAGAGAAGUUGUAAGUAAAUCAGUCAGAGAUCAAUUAGUUCGUCGAGCAAAAGAUUUUAACAUUCUACUUGAUGAUGCAUCAAUUACUCACUUAAGUUUUAGUGCCGAAUAUGAAAAAGCCGUUGAAGCUAAACAAGUAGCACAACAAGAAGCGGAAAGAAGUAAAUAUAUUGUUUUAAAAGCAGAACAAGAAAAAAAAUCUACUAUUAUUAAAGCUCAAGGAGAAGCUGAAGUUGCUAAAUUAAUUGGGCUAGCUGUUAAAGAUAAUCCCGCUUUUAUGGAAUUAAAAAAAAUCGAAUUAUCCAAAGAAGUUUCAAAUAUAAUUUCAAAAUGUCAAAAUAAAGUUAUGUUACCUGCUGAUUCAUUACUCAUUAAUUUUUCUAAAUAA